ACCAUAAGUCGCAACUUCUCCUGACUUUUCCCCUCCGCAAAUCGUCAAUAUCCAUUCACCGUCGUGAUAAUUGCAUCCAGCCUAUCGACGAAAGCCCACUAGACACGUCGGCUCUACAAUCUACACAACUCGAGGGCUACACCCAAUUUCCAAACAGCUGCUCUCCAUCACGCAACGGGUUUGUCCAAAGGCGCACCAGCCAAGGCAUCUGCAAACAUGGCAAUCAGCGGGCUGGGGAAGGGCUAUGUCGCCUUUUCCAUCUUGCAUUUUCUUCAAUUCGUCUUCGCCAUUACCGUCUGCGCACUCUAUGGCGUGGAGCUCGAUCGCACCCGGAAAGCUAACGAGCAUGCCGAUGGCAGAUGGGUCUAUGCUGAAGUCGUGGGCGGUCUCUCGGCGCUGACGGCUAUUCUCUACUGCAUUCCCUUCAUUUUGCGAUUUGCCUUGGUCUGGGCGUGGAAUAUGAUUCUAUUCAUCCUUUGGAUCGCCCUCUUCGGUGUCUUUGCGAGCAUGUACAUUCAUCAAGAUGCCAGGGGAAAUUCCGACAUCCAACGACUGAAGAACGCCGUUUGGGUCGUUCUUGUCAAUGCCCUCCUCUGGCUCGUCGGCACCUUUGCCCAUUUCAUCUACUGGUGGGGCCACAGGGAGCGCCGAAGCCGCUUCACUGGCCGUGCUAGGGUCUAGAACCCGCGGUCACUGUGCUUAUUUCCCUUGGAAGGCAGCGGUAGGAUUUUUGCGUACUUGGGUUUUGCGUUUGGCUUUUACAUGUGUAUGAUACCAUGGCUAUGGAACACAGUUUGGCUAUACCCAUAGAACCAGCAGCAGGGGGAUAGGGCGAAUAAUACUAAUGAGCUUACCUCUAUCACAUCGUUUUCUCCUGACAGG
Canariomyces notabilis is the source of this 882-nucleotide messenger RNA. RefSeq lists its product as uncharacterized. The record is from RefSeq and is a predicted model, not a curated record. Lineage: Eukaryota; Fungi; Ascomycota; Sordariomycetes; Sordariales; Chaetomiaceae. The coding region runs from base 217 to 681 and encodes 154 amino acids. The transcript has 3 exons.